Molecule: messenger RNA, 372 nt
Organism: Aphanomyces astaci
Lineage: Eukaryota; Oomycota; Saprolegniomycetes; Saprolegniales; Verrucalvaceae
Exons: 1
Coding region: 1-372 (123 amino acids)
Source: RefSeq, a predicted model, not a curated record
AUGCUGAUGGGUCUAAACGCUGUGUUUUGCAAGCCCAUGGACUCUGUGCUGCCGAUUCUAGCGGCCCACUGGCUCCACGUCUCGACUUCUGGCUUGAAAGAAGAAGACAAUGAGAAUAUGAAGAAGGCCAUGUUCCAACUGCUUGUGGCCCCCCCCGUCGUGCUAUGCAUCGUUCAAAUGUGGAGCUGGAGCAAAUACACACUCACACCCGACGCCAUGGCCGCCAUCGAAGCCCAACUAGCCCAACUUCGCGCCACUCCAGCUACUAGUAUUACUACUACUAGUAUUACUACGACGACGACGACAGGGACGACGAAGAUGGAAGCGGAUGCGAAGGAGGAACAAGGCACGAAGUUGUUGUUGUUCGUGUGA